Molecule: messenger RNA, 1830 nt
Organism: Fopius arisanus
Lineage: Eukaryota; Metazoa; Arthropoda; Insecta; Hymenoptera; Braconidae
Exons: 4
Coding region: 691-1701 (336 amino acids)
Source: RefSeq, a predicted model, not a curated record
UGACAUAAGUUUUAUCGAGAUAUUUAAUCAAGAUAUUGUAAAUAAUGGGGGAGGUGUAAUUAAUUAUUAUCUCUUGUUGAAAGUAGGUCAAACUGCGCAUGUGGAAAAAUAAACAGUCAAGCGGAAAUUUUUCGCAUUUACACGGGGAAUUCCCCGAAAUCGUAAUCACUGAAGACGCGACGAUUUUCUGUUCACUAUAAGGAAUGCAUAAACAAUUGGAUAAAUAAAUAAAAUUGCCAUUUCACAUCAGCCCGAGGACUCCACUCACAGGGGAGAGGUUUCAAUAUUCCGAAACUCGAAAACCGCAGAGUGGAAUCGAAUGAUUUUUAUUUCAUUUGAAAGCGCAAAAAUUGAAGAUUAAGAUGAAACAAAAUUUUUUAAAUUCCACUCGACCAAUCGGAUGGUAUUAACGAUUGAUCGAAGAAAUUCGAUGUUGCGGUUUUACUUUUCGAGGGACGAUGGACGGAAUAUUUUAAAUUAAUUUAUAAAAUACUGGUAAUAUGUAAUUUCUGCAUGGAUUUCUCACACAAAGACAUCAGAAAUGGGAUCUACAUUUUUGAUAGUGCAAAUAUUAGUCGACAUCUGCUGCGUAUUGACUUCGAUUCGAUUAUUCAAAUUAGAAUUUGACUAUAUAAAGACGAUGGGGAAAGUACAAAAUCACACUAUCUGUAGAAUUAUUCAGUGAUAACAAUGAAGCUCGCCCUCGUUGUCUUCGCCGUUUUAUUGGCACUUGUUCCCCACCACUCGGAGGCUGCAUCCCUCGGUGGAGCUCUCGAGGCAGCUAGCCAAAAAACCCAGGACAUAAUAAACGCUGCACUAGCUAAAGUAGAGGAAGUCGUUGAAGAUGUGAAAUCAAAAGCGGCAAGACUAGGCGAGGAAUUGCGAGGAAAAGUCGAUGACUUCCUGAAGAAGAUCGAAAAAGAAGUCGCUAACGCUCUGGAGAAGAUUCACAACAGAGUAAACGAGAUCGUCGGCGAUCUCGACGAUCCAAAUCUUUCAGAAUGCAGAAGACUCGCGGGAACAGUCCGCGAUACUUUCCUGUCAGUUGUCGCCGAAGAGAGAAAAUGCGUUGCUGAUAAAUACGAAAAUGGCAAACUAUAUAUUGCAGAGAUAUCCGAAAUCGCGAAGGAAGUCAGAAGUGAACUCAAGGCCCUGCGAGAGGCAGCGCACGAAUGCGCUGAGAAUGUUGAUGGACUCAAAGCUACAGUAGAGGCCAUCAUCUGCAUCAACAAAAUUGGGCUGCAAGCAGUUUGGGUCAGCGCAAAGAGAGUCCCAGAAGUAACAGCUGUUUCUGUCAAAUUGGGUUUUCUUGUGAAUACUCUGCCAAUUACUCUUCCUCAGUGUGCAGCGAAGAAUGGAUUCAGCAAGAUUCAUGAAAAUGUUGAUCAGCUGUUGUCGGGGGUGAAACAAUGCGUUAAGGAAGCUACGGAGGGCGGAAAUAAACCUGUUGUAACUUCAACAGUUAAAUUGCCAACGACUUCGGAGGAUUUUCCAGAAGCUACGGAAGUUGUGACUGAAGUCACGGAAGUUGUGACUGAAGCUACGGAAGUCGUGACUGAAGCUACGGAAGUCGUGACUGAAGCUACGGAAGUCGUGACUGAAGCUACGGAAGUCGUGACUGAAGCCACGGAAGUUGUGACUGAAGCCACUGAAGUUGUGACUGAAGCCACCGAAGUUGUGACUGAAGCUGACCUGUCCUAAAUAUUUUAUUCGUUACUAUUGUUACUAUUUAUAGGUCAACAAUAAUUAUUUUGAAUUAAAAGAACUCCAAUUCUAACCUAAACAGGACAUUCAUCGCUGUUGAUUAAUUCUAUCCAUUUCCCCGGCGAU